Archocentrus centrarchus (flier cichlid) is the source of this 3095-nucleotide messenger RNA. RefSeq names its product KIAA1143 ortholog. The transcript has 3 exons. The record is from RefSeq and is a predicted model, not a curated record. The coding region runs from base 106 to 588 and encodes 160 amino acids. NCBI's taxonomy places the organism in Eukaryota, Metazoa, Chordata, Actinopteri, Cichliformes, Cichlidae.
GCCGCGGCGCAGUUUAGUGACGAGACCGUGUUUUGGUGAAACCGCGACAGUAGGAAACGUAUUUUACCCCCUCCGUGGAUAUUUGUGUUGUUUUGCUUCUUUGCGAUGAAUAAGAAUAAGGCCAGCGGCGUGGCGUGGGUGAAGCCGGCGGAGCCGUCUUUUCUGAAGAAGUUUAAGAACGAUGUUGGUUUCAAAGAGGGACCAAAUGUUGACACCAAGCGUCAGGUGAUGCCGACACUGGAUGAUGACAGCGGGAGUGAUAAAGAGGAUGAGUUACCUCAGGUGGUGGUCCUCAAAAGUGGAGACCUGACUGCAGACGAGGCGAAGAAGAUAAAGGGUGAAAUGCGGGCUGGAGGCAGUACAGAGAAAGAUGGUGAAGCUCCUCCUGACGGUAAAAUCCUUUUCAAGAAACCAGCCAAGCGCUCUUCCUCGGAUAAAUUCCAGGGCAUCAGUGCCAGCUCCAGCAAAAAGAAGAAGAGCAAUGGAGGGGACAAGGAAAAGGAGGAGGAGAAGAAGGAGGCGUCUGGAAGGAAAGUCAAAAAUAACAGCCUCCUGUCAUUUGGAGGGGACGAGGAGGAGGAGGACUGAAUGUAAGUGGUGAGAUGAGACUGUCAGGAAACGGGAACAUUUCACAGAGUUUGGCAAAUAAUAAUCAAGGUAAAAUAUAUGGUUCAGCCUGUCCAUUCUUUUUAAAGGACAGCGCUAUUAUUUUUGUAUGUCUUGGACUAAUGACAUACAGAUUCAUGCAUUUUUAGUACAGGAUAAAAACCAGCUGGCACAAAAUUAAUUAAUUUAGAGUUCUCUUUGUCUCACUGCGGCGAUGAUUCUCCAUUUCAUAGUCUGCUGAAGCUGAAAGAAAAAACAUGUCAAAGAUGAGGUUGUACAUACAUUAGUGUGACUUGAUCCUGUUUCCAUGUCAGAGCCAGAUACAGAAACAUUGUACAAGAUUCAAACACAGCUCUGUAUUCUUGAAAAGAAGGGACUUGGCUCCCAGUCGCUGUAAUAAUACUGCUUCAGUUGCUGUGUGAAAACCCUUUCUGACAUGUUUGUCUGGUCAAAGCCACCAGGCUGUGCAACAGAACAGAGAUUCCUCUUUUACAGCCAUGGAACAUUUUAGUUUGCAUCAGAAACACUAAAGUCACACACAAGCCCCGACUGAGUAAUGACAGCGGCAAAGCAGCAGGUUUUUCUGCGAGGACAAAAGUUAGUUCUGUGCAGGAUGGUGGCUUUGAGACCAAGAAGGCAGCUGCCGUUCCUUGUCCCAAAGGGCUGACCACAGCUUUAGUAGUGAAAACACUUUAAUUCCCCCCUCGCCCAGCGGGCAGUCUUUGUCCUCCAAGCUCGGGUCCUCUACCAGAGGCCUGGGAGCUUGACGGUUCUGUGCAGUAUCUUAGCUGUUCCCAGGACUGCGCUCUUCUGGACAAAGAUCUCGGAUGUCGUUACUGGAAUCUGCUGGAGCCAUUCUCCCAGUUCGGGGAUCAUUGCUCCAUGUGUUCAGAUUACCACUGUUACCUUCACCUUCCACAUCCUCUCUAGCUCUCAGCCCUUGGUAUUUCUCAAGCUCCUCCUUCUUGAUGUUGCCAUCUUGGUAUUGCUAUUUAUAUAUAUCCAUCCAUCCAUCCAUCUUCUUCCACUUAUCCUUUUCAGGGUAAGCGGAGCAGCCAGUGAGCUGGCUAUACAGUGGACUGAAGGAAUGGCAGCAGUAAAACUUCAUAUUUUCAUCGCGUUUAUUUUACACCUCGAAGUUUGCACGUCUCAAAUACAACAACCGCCAUCUUCAGUAGUGAGAACUGGGCUGAUGUGAACAUGCCCGAUUCUCCCGAUAUUGUAUGGAGUUGAUGUGUGAAAACGGCUUCUGGGAGUCAAGACCCACGUCACUGUAGAGCUGUCCACAGCUUUAUCUAAACUGAGCUGUUUCAUGACACACAAGGCGUAGGAGAUAUGAUCUACAGGGUUUGCAGGAGUUCUUGGUGUAAAUUUCACCUUCAUUUGCUGCCAUAAUCUAAACUCUGUGUUGUGGAAAAAGUUAAAAAUGCUACAGAUCGGAUCAGUGUUGUAUAGUUGGCAUAGGACCAGGACUAAUUAGUGAAGAAUCAGUUGUACAGGCUGUCUCCCUUUAGCCCACUGUAAAUAACUGAGACAGCAGCACGCAGAGAGCUUUACUGUUUCAAAGAAUUGGCACUAAUGAAUUCCAGCAGAGUUGGUUUGCCUGAAAAUUUCAUUAGAUGCAGCUUUCCUUAAUUAUUUUUUUUGUUAUACUUCUAAUCAAAGCCACAGCUGGAGCUGGUUGUGAAUUUAAAUUUAGCAAAGCAGUUAAUUCAGCUGCAGGAGCAGCACGGCGGUGCUCUCUGCAAAUUAAAUCCUGAAGAAAAAUACAAGAAAAUAUAAAGUAUGUCUGCUCUCACAUUUAAAAAUACUGAAAUGCUUGACUUGAGUAACACAGAUCCAGUUACCUGAAGCUGACUUUCAUACAGUAACUGCCACUGUUAGCAGUUUUUUUUUAAAGAGCAGUACAUGCAUAAUGUGUCCUUUCAUCAGACCCAAGUGAAUAUCAGCAGCUGGUAAACGGAUACCAGGUACAACCAGGUUAAUUGAUUAUUAGAAAUUGAUUGUUUUUGGCCUCAUUUUGUACUGACUAGUAAUUAAUCACCUGCAUGAUUUCAGUGACAGAUUACAAGGACUGAGUUCUUGCGAGCCUCAUCGCAAAGUGCUGCUGGUUCAUUGAGUCCUCUGUGACGCAGACAGCACUCUGAAUGCUCCUGAUGUUCAGAUUCAGAGCUCCUUUGAAACAGCCAGGAUCCCUUUUGUUGCUGUGUUUGAAUCUUUCAUUCGUGUUCUCUGUGAAUGAACUGUAACAGUGUGUCUGACAGCAGAGCGCAGGGGCUCAUCGUAGAAUUUAGAAUACAUUCAGUUGUGUGCCGAAUGUAUGAAUAUCUUCUAGCUUCGACUACGGAGCUGUAACAGUUGAUGUAAAAACGAUGCAUUUGUAUCAAUGCAGUUGUGUGGGUGUUUUUUUUUUUUCCUGUAUGUUCUGUGUAUUUUUGAAUGGUGCUAUAAUUGCUGUGACUUUUUUUUUGAUAAAAAUAUUAAGACGA